Molecule: messenger RNA, 1243 nt
Organism: Raphanus sativus (radish)
Lineage: Eukaryota; Viridiplantae; Streptophyta; Magnoliopsida; Brassicales; Brassicaceae
Product: putative glutamine amidotransferase GAT1_2.1
Exons: 1
Coding region: 63-1223 (386 amino acids)
Cellular component (GO): cytosol
Molecular function (GO): hydrolase activity, acting on carbon-nitrogen (but not peptide) bonds, in linear amides
Source: RefSeq, a predicted model, not a curated record
ACAUACAACAAAACAAGAACUAAAGCAAAAAGACAUAACAAACUCAGAUAUUAGUUUUAAACAUGGUGGUUGCUAAUGAUAAUGAUCUCUUGACGUCCAAGAUUCUCCCGAGAGUUCUCAUCGUCUCUCGUCGGACUCUACGCAAGAACAAGUUCGUGGACUUUGUGGGAGAGUACCAUCUCGACCUCAUCGUCUCAAACGGCGCCGUUCCCGUCAUCGUGCCACGCGUCAGCGGGAUACAUUCCAUGCUCAAGAGCUUCGAGCCCAUCCACGGCGUCCUCCUCUGCGAAGGAGAAGACGUCGACCCAUCUCUCUACGCCGACGACGCAGAAGAACAACAACAAGGACUCUCUCAGGAGGACAUAGACGAGAUCAGGACGCUGCACGCGAGCGACACGGCCAUCGACAGAGAGAAAGACAGCAUCGAGCUGACUCUAGCCAAGCUCUGUCUCGAGAGAAACAUUCCCUUCUUAGGCAUCUGCCGUGGCUCUCAGAUCCUCAACGUUGCCGCUGGAGGAACUCUUUACCAAGACAUCGACAAGGAGCUAGGGACGGAGACGAAGCACAUAGACUACGACAACUACGACGAGCACAGGCACGAAGCUAGAGUCGUGGAGGAGACUCCCUUGCACGGAUGGUUCGAAGGGAUGGAUCGGAUAAUGGUGAACUCGUAUCACCACCAAGCGGUGAAGAGACUAGGGGAGCGUUUCGUGCCGAUGGCGUACGCUCCUGAUGGUUUGAUAGAAGGGUUCUACGAUCCGAACCGGUACGAUCCGGAGGAAGGUCGGUUCUUGGUGGGUCUGCAGUUUCAUCCCGAGAGGAUGAGGGUGUCUGGAUCAGAUGAGUUUGAUUAUCCGGGAUGCGCUACUGCUUAUCAGGAGUUUGUGAAAGCUGUGACCGCGUUUCAGAAGAAGAGGCAACUUGAUGCAGCAGAGAUGAUGCUGAAGAAUCAUAAGAAGAAGACGCUGGUCAAAAGCUUGUCAAUGGCUGAGCUUCUAGAGGCAAACACGGCUCUAAGCAAGAAGCAAGAGAAUAGGCUGAAGCAGAUGGGAGCGACGGUGAGGAACUCGUGUGUGUAUGUGAAAAGGAAAGAGGUGCAAGAGAGAGCGAUGGACAAGUUGUCCAACGAGCGUUUAUCUGACCUGCUUUCUUUCCACCGUAUGAUGGCUCGUCUUUGCUCAGAUGCCAUCAAGAGGAAGCUGCUGGAACCCACUGAGACAUAGUCUUUUCCUCAGCUAUUUAG